AUGGAAUUACUUUAAAAACUUAUUUCAAUUCCUAAAAAUGUUUUAUUAUCUCUAAAAUAUUUGUAAUAAAAGAAAUAACAAAUAUAAGUUAUAGAACCUAUAAAACUAAUUGAAGAUUGUAAAAUUGAAACUAUUGAGAUUAUGGAAUAAUAAAGAUUAAUCAAAAAGAAAAUUGUUGUUGAUAAACAAAUUUAAACAGAACUUAAUAUUGUAAGACUAUUAAAAAAUCUUAAUAGAAAUAGAUGAUUAAAAGAAAUAAUAAGAAAUAAUCAUAUUAAUUUAAGAAAAAUGAAAAGUAUGCUAAUAAAUAAGAUUAAAGUCUAAGUGAAGCAUCAUAAAAAACAAAACCUUCUUAAUAUUCCUAUUGCUAAAAUAACUUUAUAGAUUCAUUUGAAUUAGAAGAAAAAUAAAAGAAACUUGAAAAUGAGGGAUCAUUUUAUACCGCCUAAAAGAAAUCUUUAUAAUAAACUCAUCAAGAAUUUCUUGAUAAUUAUUUUAUUAAAUUAAAAUUACAAUUAGAUGAUAAAGAAAAUCUAAUUAUAAAAUAGAAUACAGACUUUUUAUUUAAGAGAAAUAAUUGA
Paramecium primaurelia is the source of this 581-nucleotide messenger RNA. Lineage: Eukaryota; Ciliophora; Oligohymenophorea; Peniculida; Parameciidae. The record is from the annotation of a GenBank genome assembly.